Messenger RNA from Cyphellophora attinorum, 543 nucleotides. RefSeq names its product Thiamine-phosphate synthase. The record is from RefSeq and is a predicted model, not a curated record. Bases 1 to 543 code for a protein of 180 amino acids. Gene Ontology annotation, molecular function: thiamine-phosphate diphosphorylase activity. The transcript has a single exon. Lineage: Eukaryota; Fungi; Ascomycota; Eurotiomycetes; Chaetothyriales; Cyphellophoraceae. Gene Ontology annotation, cellular component: cytoplasm. Gene Ontology annotation, biological process: thiamine biosynthetic process.
AUGGCCUCGCAUACACACCAAAAGCAUCUAGACCUCAAGCUGUACCUCGUCACUGAUUCAACACCCGCCAUUCUUGGCACUCGAGAUGUUGUAUGGGUGGUUGAGGAGGCCAUCAAGGGCGGCGUCACCAUUGUCCAGUACAGAGACAAACAUGCAGACACUGGUGCGAUGGUCGAGACCGCCGCUCGUCUUCAUGCAGUCACUAAACGGUACAAUGUGCCGCUCUUGAUCAAUGACAGAAUUGACGUCGCCCUGAUCGUGGGAGCUGAAGGAGUACACAUCGGUCAAGACGACAUGUCGAUGAAGCACGCACGAAGCAUGCUUGGGCCAGACGCUAUCAUCGGCGUCACGGCAUCGUCGCGUGAAGAAGCCCAACAAGCCAUUGAUGAUGGCGCGGAUUACCUCGGAUUGGGUACAAUGUUCGCGACGCCAACGAAGCCAGACACCAAGUCCAUAAUAGGUACCAGUGCACUCAAGAUAUUCUCCGAGGAUGCUCGACGGGCACGAAGAAGGCUAUACCGUGUGUGGCUAUCGGCAGCAUAA